AUGGCUGGGCCAGCAACAUUUGGAGCUAUCCAUGAACCUGGGAGAGGUGCCCUGGGUAUCGCGACGGUAUCGACCAUUCGGCGUGGUGUUUUGCCUGUAGACCGUCAUUUAGCAAGUCCCAUGCAGGGCUAUGCCGUUCCCAAUCAGCGAGGACCCAUACUGCCACCAAUUCGCGAUGAGUCUCCUCAUGAAGAUACUCAACUCCCAGGGAUACAUCAAAUGGUCAAUCUUCCGAUGGCUCACCGAGAGGUUGCUUCCGUUCAACGUCGCAAACCCCAACAGGAGCCGUUCCAGACGGCAGAAACACUGUUUGUGGAUGACCGUUCAAAGCGAACACGCAAGCGCAGGAGGGAAUCGUUUGAGUCUCAGGAUGCCCUAGAAAAGGAUGAUCCGGUAUGCCCUUCGACGCCAGCGAUCCUCGACCACACAUCUCUUUCACAAGACAGAACGCAACCAGACGAUAUGGCACCACCAGCUCCAAAGCGAAAAUAUGGUUUGGCCAGUGGUAUGUUCGGGAUACCAUGUCGUUCACAAAGCGGCUCUCCUCCUACCCAAGUCCCAACAGAAGAGCCAACACAACCUCUCACCAGCCCAGCACCCAGACUAGGGAGUCGACAUUCGGCAGAUUCGCAGGCAACUUUGAUUGUAAAGUUGGCAUCAAGUCCAGAUUAUCUCAUUACUCAGAGAGCCCAUGAUGUCUUCAACAAGCAGCAGUGCGAGAGAAUCUUAUGGCUCGCGCUUCAUGGAGUGUCGAGUGCGGCAAUUGCGCGGCAGGUGUAUCUUGACAUCAAAAAACCCAAGCCGAACUCGAUUCCCAAGGCUGACGUUGUGGCUGGUACUGACAAGUUGGUGCAGCUCUUCAUUGCCGAGCUCGCGACGGGCGAGGACGGAACCGGCGAAGUCGAUGAUUUGCUUGAGUACUUGCUUCAACAGGGAGACCGUUUAAACUGGAGUCCAAGUAUCCUUCGGCAAGCAGCUGGUUUCAUGAGUAUUUCCGGGGAUGAGGCCACCCAAGAUCAAGAGUUAAGAGAGAACGCAGCGGAGCGCCAGGCACUCUCUAAGUGGAGAUGCCAGCAUGGAGGCCAGAAUCCUGUCGAACCUGCCUACGGUAUCGGGCGUCGACCCCAAAUGCUGGCAUUUCGGGGCUUGAUGAGAGAGCAAGUUGAGCAGGAAAUGAUGGAGCAGCUUGGGUACCGUGAGGGAAGUCAUACAGUGGAGAGAGAGUUGAUGAAGAAAUGGCUGCUGAAGAUCCGCGAACUUGGCAAGCUUCCUGAUCGCUUAGUGGAGGCUGAAGUCGGAGCGCCGGAAGAGACCGAUAUGUCCGGUGACUGUGCGUGA
Molecule: messenger RNA, 1338 nt
Organism: Cladophialophora immunda
Lineage: Eukaryota; Fungi; Ascomycota; Eurotiomycetes; Chaetothyriales; Herpotrichiellaceae
Exons: 2
Coding region: 1-1338 (445 amino acids)
Source: RefSeq, a predicted model, not a curated record